Messenger RNA from Bubalus bubalis (water buffalo), 1460 nucleotides. RefSeq names its product fucosyltransferase 2 (gene FUT2). The record is from RefSeq and is a predicted model, not a curated record. The transcript has 2 exons. Bases 143 to 1201 code for a protein of 352 amino acids. Gene Ontology annotation, cellular component: membrane. Gene Ontology annotation, molecular function: galactoside 2-alpha-L-fucosyltransferase activity. Gene Ontology annotation, biological process: carbohydrate metabolic process. NCBI's taxonomy places the organism in Eukaryota, Metazoa, Chordata, Mammalia, Artiodactyla, Bovidae.
CCCGCCUUCCAGAGCCUCCGGAAGGCAGAGUAGAUCCUGGGCGGGGUUUUCGGCCACAGGUACUGGAAGGUUCGGGGCGAUUCUGAUCGAGGCGCCGACCCCGAGGGAAGAGUGUGCGCUGAGCUGCUGAGAGAACCACUUUAUGUCCAGCCACGACCAGACAGCCAUGCUCAGCACGCAGACAUUUUUCUUCUUCCCCACGGCCCCCUUCAUCCUCUUUGUCUUCACGGCUUCCACCAUAUUUCACCUUCAUCAGAGGCUAGAGAAGAUGCAACCCACGUGGGAGUUAGAGGCACUGGAGCCAGCAACUAUGGAGACCCCCUCGCGUCCCCAGCCGAGGCCCCAGCUGAAGGGCAUGUGGACCAUCAACGCCAUAGGCCGCCUGGGGAACCAGAUGGGGGAGUACGCCACCCUGUACGCCCUGGCCAAGAUGAACGGGCGCGCCGCCUUCAUCCCGCCCCAGAUGCACAGCACGCUGGCCCCCAUCUUCCGAAUCACACUCCCAGUCCUGCACGAUGCCACGGCAAGGAGCGUCCCCUGGCAGAACUACCACCUGAACGACUGGAUGGAGGAGCGGUACCGCCACAUCCCGGGGGAGUACGUGCGCCUCACCGGCUACCCCUGCUCCUGGACCUUCUACCACCACCUCCGCGCCGAGAUCCUCCAGGAGUUCACCCUGCACGCCCACGUGCGUGAGGAGGCCCAGAACUUCCUGCGGGGUCUGCGGGUGAAUGGCAGUCGGCCGAGCACCUACGUGGGGGUCCACGUGCGUCGAGGAGACUACGUCCACGUUAUGCCCAACGUGUGGAAGGGCGUGGUGGCUGACCGGCGAUACCUAGAGCAGGCCCUGGACUGGUUCCGUGCUCGCUACAGCGCCCCGAUCUUUGUGGUCUCCAGCAAUGGCAUGGCCUGGUGUCAGGAAAACAUCAACGCCUCCCGCGGCGACGUGGUCUUUGCCGGCAAUGGCAACGAGGGCUCGCCCGCCAAGGAUUUUGCCUUGCUCACGCAGUGUAAUCAUACCAUCAUGACCAUUGGGACGUUCGGGAUCUGGGCCGCCUACCUCGCAGGUGGAGAGACCAUCUACCUAGCCAAUUACACCCUCCCAGACUCUCCCUUCCUCAAAGUCUUUAAGCCAGAGGCAGCCUUCCUGCCAGAGUGGAUUGGGAUCCCUGCUGACCUGUCCCCACUCCUCAAGCACUGAUGUUGGCUGGUUCUUGGCACCCCAUUCUCCUUUUUGGGCUCCCCCAAGAUCAGUUCUGGGGUGUGAGGAGCACAUUGUUACAUGUUCCAGGGGGCUUCCCUCUUGUACUGUAAUGCUUCAGGCUGCAAGCGACAGAAGUCCCAACUAACUUGUUUAAAUAACAUAUUCAUGAGUCUCACACAGCAUGACCAGAGACGGCAGGUCUCCAGGGUUAAUUCAGCAGCUCAACAGGUCAUCAGCAAUCCCAGUACCAUCCAUC